AUGGCAUGCUAGUUGUGGUUGCUAAAGGCUGGGAAACACAUAGAAGCCCUUGCCCCAGGCUAUGGAAAAAGUGUCAUGGAGGUCUGCAUAUUUUUCCUUUGUGCUGUGGUAUUUCUCCCAGGUAUUGCUGCCAGUGUGCAUCCGGUGAAGGCAUUUCUCCAUCACACUGUACACCUAUCCUGCCAUUUUCCAAACUCUCAGAAAAUUGAUGUAAACAAUUUAAUAAUUUUUUGGCAAAAAGACACUAUUAAAGUGGUGCACGAAGUAUACUACGGCCAAGAAAAACAUGAGAACCUUAGUCCUGAAUAUAUAAAUCGCACCAAGGUGGACAUGGGCAAAUGGACCUUGCAGUUGUUAAAUGCAGGAGUUGAGGACGAGGGACGCUAUCAGUGUAUUAUUAUGCAAAAAAUAACUGAACGAUCAACAGAGGUCAUACAUAAAUCUGAGUGCUCACUGCACAUCAUUGCCAACUAUAGUCAACCUGAGAUAGCAGAACUGCACUCCGGGGAACUAAAACCCAAAGGAUACUUGAAUCUUUCCUGUUCUUCCAGUGGAGGUUAUCCAGAGCCCAAGGAGAUGACUUGGCUAAUUUCAUAUGAGAACAUCACCCACAGUAGUACAGCUCACAUGGAUGUCUCACAGGAUGCUGUGACAAAGCUGUACAACGUUACCAGCAAGCUGAAUAUCCUGGUUCCUACAAAAAGCCACACUAAUAUCAGCUGUUUGCUUCACCUUAGGGAGCAGCUGGGAAGCCUUGUCUCAGUCCCACUGGGCAUAGAGAUACAAGAGAAAAAAAUGAAGCAAGCAGAGAUAAAUUUCUUUGGCCCACUUAUAGCUGUGGUUGUGGUACUGAUCACUUCUGCACUUCUUCUGGGUUUUUUGAUAUUAAAGAAGAACAGAAAUAUCUUGUCUACCAACCAGAGUAAGUUACUAUCUGUCAUUCAUUUCUACCAUCCCUCAGCUUACUGGCUUUACCCUUCAUAA
Molecule: messenger RNA, 984 nt
Organism: Cinclus cinclus
Lineage: Eukaryota; Metazoa; Chordata; Aves; Passeriformes; Cinclidae
Gene: CD86
Product: CD86 molecule
Exons: 5
Biological process (GO): negative regulation of T cell proliferation; T cell costimulation; immune response
Cellular component (GO): external side of plasma membrane
Source: RefSeq, a predicted model, not a curated record